GAUCAUCAAAUUAAAUAAACGAAAAGCCCAGCCACUCCUCUCCCACCGAGACGCUCCCGCGAUUCCCUACCCGCACCAGAAGCAGCAGCAGCAGCAGCAGCAGCAGCAGCAGCAGCAGCAGCAGCAGCCGCAGCACCUCCGCCGCUACCCUUCGAGGCAGCGGCGGAGAGGUGCAGCAACUACAGCAGCUGCAGCCGCUGCCGCCCAAGCUGCAGCAGCAGCAGCAGUAGCAGCAAUAACUGCAGCUGCCGCCGCAGCAGCUGCAGCAGCAACAGCUGCAGCUGCCGCCGCAGCAGCUGCAGAAGCAAUAGCUGCAGCUGCCGCCGCAGCAGCUGCAGCAGCAGCAGCUGCAGCAGCAGCAGCUGCUGCUACAGCAACUUCCGCAGCUGCGAGGCUACUGCAGCAACAGGAGCCUCCGCAGCUGCGAAGCCACUGCAGCUGCAGCCCCUCAGCCGCAGCAGCUGCAGCAGCUGCAGCAGCAAUAGCUGCAGCAGCAGCAGCAAUAGCUGCAGCAGUUGCUACUGCUGCGGCCGCAGUCGCAGCUGCUGCAGCAGCCGCUGCAGUCGCGGCCGCGGGUGCUGCACUUGCUGCAGCAGCUGCUGCAGCCACAGCAGCCGCAGGUGCAGCAGCUGCUGCGGCCACAGUAGCCACAGAUGCUGAAGCAGCAACUGCUGCAGCUGCAGGAUCCGCUGCUGCUGCAUCUGCAGCAGCAGCUGCAGCCACAGCAGCCGCAGGUGCUGCAGCAGCUGCUGCAGCCACAGCAGCCGCAGGUGCAGUACUACGUGCUGCAGUAGCAACUGCUGCAGCUACAGGCUCAGCUGCAGCAGCUGCUGCCGCAGGUGCUGCAGCAGCUGCAGCUGCCGCAACUGCUGCAGCGGCAGCUGCUGCCGCAGGUGCUGUAGCAGCUGCAGCUGCCGCAACUGCUGCAGCAGCAGCAGCUGCCGCAACUGCUGCAGCAGCAGCAGCUGCCGCAACUGCUGCAGCAGCAGCUGCUGCCGCAGGUGCUGUAGCAGCUGCAGCAGGUGCUGCAGGUGCUGCAGCAGCAGCUGCAGCAGCUGCAGGUUCCGCCGCUGCUGCUGCGCGUCGGUGGGAGCACUAG
Molecule: messenger RNA, 1099 nt
Organism: Eimeria necatrix
Lineage: Eukaryota; Apicomplexa; Conoidasida; Eucoccidiorida; Eimeriidae
Exons: 2
Molecular function (GO): ice binding
Source: RefSeq, a predicted model, not a curated record